Messenger RNA from Leptomonas pyrrhocoris, 570 nucleotides. RefSeq lists its product as hypothetical. The record is from RefSeq and is a predicted model, not a curated record. Bases 1 to 570 code for a protein of 189 amino acids. NCBI's taxonomy places the organism in Eukaryota, Euglenozoa, Kinetoplastea, Trypanosomatida, Trypanosomatidae. The transcript has a single exon.
AUGCAGCGUAGCAGGGAUGCAAUCGGGUGGUGGUGCGUGUUCUUUCUCCUCGGUGCACCGGUGUUUCCCGCACGGCGCACCGUCGCCACGUUUUUGUGCUCCGUCAUCGUAUCGUGCACGUGGCCCCUUCCUCUCCUGGCGUGGUGUGCGCACCUCAGCGCUGCACUCCAGCGCGAGCGUUUUCUCGAGCCGGAGUUAGCGAGCGCGGUGGACCUUUUUACGGUUACGCCGCAAGAUGUGAAUGACGAGGGGAAGCAGCAGAAAGCAGCGGAACCCUCGACGAAAAGAAGGAGUUCUGCGGCAAGAGCCUCCUCCAUUACUGUAGACGCGGCUGUGGACUUCCACGACGACGCACACGCUGUCAAAGGGGCCGAAUUGCGCACGAACUCCUCCGAAGUGUCGCGCUGCUUUGUUCUGGCGGCGGUGCUUCUCUGUGGCAGUCUAUUUGGUCAGUUGGAUUGGCAGCUGCCGUGUCAGGUGUGGCCAUACCCCUCUCUUACUGCUUACGUUGUGGCGCGAGCUUUGUACGGGUUGAUGGACCUCAAGGCGAAACUGUACUCACCUGAUUGA